AUGUCUCCUGCGUACAGAGAAUGUCAAAGACGUCUUUUACGAGGUGAAAUUGGUUUUAAGUACCGUGAUCUACGUAUUUUGAAAAAAAAUUACAUUUAUCAUCUGGAUGAAUUAAAGAAACAUAUCCCUGACAACGUGUUUCAGCACGUUUCCAACUAUAUUAUUAAUCGUUCACGUGCAGUAUUAUAUGUGAAAGAAGGUAACUUACAAAGAAAGAUUGAUUCAUUUCGCGCAGGUCGUAGAAGAGUACCACGUGUUGAUCUAAAUGUUGUAAAAAAUUUAUCAUCUCGUGCAUUGUCAUAUGAUGGAACUAAAUGUCUUGCCCAUGGAUUGGAUUAUGGCCUUGUUCCUAAAAAUAUUCAGGAUAUGAAUAUUGUUAGUAUUAUUAAAAAUGGUUUUCAGCGAAUAACUGAUAUUUCUCAGCAUCAUAAAAAGAUGAUGUCAGAGGUCAGUGAAAAAGAUACAGUUGACAGUUCUGAUGUUCGUGUUCUUGAUUCAAAAGAAAUGACUUUGGCAAGCAAUUUUCGUUCUAUAACUGAUUCAUUUCGUCGUCAAGCUUAUCGUUUUGCUCAGUUACAGAAGAGAAUUAAUACUGAGCAGCAGAAAUAUCGUCGUUUAUUACGGAACUUGAAGAAUGAUAAAUCGAUUUUGGUUACUCGUCCAGAUAAUGGCAGAGGUGUUGUGUUAUUAGAUAAAGUCGACUAUUUAUCAAAAAUACAUAGUAUACUCAAUGAUACAACUAAAUUUUCAUUUUUAUCAUAUGAUCUUACAAUUACUCGAGAAACUAAAUUAAUUAAAUUGUUGAACCGAUUACUUGAUGAAGGUAGUAUUUCGAAAGAUUUCUAUAUUUUGGCGAAGCCAUUUGGUUCUAUUCCUAGUCGUCUUUACGGAUUGCCGAAAGUACAUAAGGAAGAUGUUCCACUUCCACCGGUUGUGUCAGCUAUUAAAAUAUUCAACUAUGAUCUUGGGAAAGCUCUGUCACGGUUAUUAUCACAAUUUAUCGAGAAAACAAAUAUGAUUCGUGAUUCGUUUUCUUUUGUUGAUGAAUUACUCGCACUACCAAAGUGUAUGUCUCAGUACAAAAUGGUAUCUUUUGAUAUUGCGAGUCUCUAUACAAAUGUACCACUUACUGAAACAAUAGAUAUAAUUCUCAAACAAUUAUAUGAUGGUCAUGCUAAACCUCCUACGAUUAGUCGAGAAGAUAUGAAGGAGCUACUUGAUUUAGCAACAGAAAAGUCUCAUUUUCUCUUUAAUGGACAAUUAUGUGAUCAGAUCGAUGGAGUUUCAAUGGGGUCUCCCUUAGCUCCGCUGUUCGCUGAAAUUUUUCUACAGAACUUCGAGAAAAAAUACUUAUCGUCUACUGAAAAUAUGGGUAUCGUUUACUGGUAG
This is a messenger RNA of Rotaria sp. Silwood1, 1389 nucleotides long. The record is from the annotation of a GenBank genome assembly. Lineage: Eukaryota; Metazoa; Rotifera; Eurotatoria; Philodinida; Philodinidae.